Molecule: messenger RNA, 666 nt
Organism: Aphis gossypii (cotton aphid)
Lineage: Eukaryota; Metazoa; Arthropoda; Insecta; Hemiptera; Aphididae
Exons: 1
Coding region: 1-666 (221 amino acids)
Source: RefSeq, a predicted model, not a curated record
AUGACAGAUUUUGAAAAAUCAAUAAUCAAUGCCUGCGAAGAAGUUUUUCCAAAUUCGCCUAUCAGUUGUUGCUUUUUUCAUUUCGGCCAAUCAAUGUAUCGUCAAAUUCAGUUUGCUGGUCUUCAAGCCGCAUAUAAUGACCCCGUCGAUCGUUCGUUGAAAUAUUUUACACAUAUGAUGCUAGCACUGGCAUUUGUGCCAUUGACUGAAGUUUCUCGCAUUUUUUCUCUUUUGAAAAAUGAUGCACCUGUAGCUCUAUCACCAAUUCUUGAAUAUUUCGAAAAAAAUUAUGUUCUUAGAGUAAUAGCUCGAGGAAGAAGACGAAGGAUUCAUCCACGUUAUCCACCAGAAAUUUGGAAUCAGUACCAAGCAGCUCUGACUGGUUCGCAUAAGACCAACAACGUAAGCGAGGGGUGGCAUAAUCGCUUCCAGCUCGUCAUUGGAAAACAUCAUCCUGACCUUUACUCUGCUCUCGGUGAGUUCCAAAAAGAACAAGGUGAUGUAGAGAUAAUGAUCUCAGAGCUGAGUCUAGGGCGAAAAGUGAGAGCUCAGCCAAAAAGAAAAUGGCGAGACUUUCAGAUGCGAAUUAUGGCCAUUACUGCUGACUUUAAUACAUACCAAGAAUUAGAUUUUCUGAAGGCAAUCGCGCAUAAUAUUGUUUUAUGA